AUGGCGUGGAAGAGCAAGGACGCCGGGCUGCCGCUGCCCCCGGCCUCUGCCCCCGCCCCGAGCGGGACCGCAAGGCAGCACGGCACGUGGCGCGGGGCCCUCCCAGGCCGCGCGCCCUCGCGCGGAAACCGGAAAUGGGCUGCUCCCGCGCGCGCCGCCAGAGGACCGCCAAAAAGGCCCGCGCGCGGGGCCGGGCGGGGCGGGCGGGAGACCGACACAACCAGGGCCCUGCCGCGCCGCCUGCUCCGGCCAGCCCGGCCGCGCCUAGCCCAAGGAGAAAGCCUUUCCACGGCGACGCCCACUCACCAGAGGAAACGAGGAGCCGGACGGCAGUCUGGAGGUCCCGGCUGCGCCACUGACGCACACGCCUGGAGCCGGCGAGCAGGCGGCCCGGGGCGGAGGUUCCCGGGAAGGCUCAGCGGGGCUGUGCCUCAGCAGCCGAAGGAAUGCUGGCAGCGCACGCCGGCAGCCAUCACUUUGGCGGUGCACGCCCGGCCGCUACUUAUAGCCCGUCGCGACCCUCGUGACCCGCCGCGCCUCGCGUCGGCCCCGGAGUUCCGCCCCGCUGACGCAACCCGCCCGCCCGCGCGCCCAGCCUGCAGCUGGCGCUCAUCCCGCAGCCCGGCCCACUCCCCACAGCCCGCCUCCUCCCCGCUACACGGCCCCCUCCCUGCAAUCCGCCCUUCCGCACAACCCGGUCCCCUCUCCGCAGCCAGCGCGCUCCCCUCAGCCCUUCCGCUCCUCGUAGCCCACCCUCCUCUCAGCCCGGUGCCCUCCCCGCACCCCGGCGAGCUCCUCGCGACCCGCCCCCUCUUCCUCUCCGCAGCCCGGUGCCCUGCCCGCAGCCCGGAGCGCUCCUCGCGACCCGCCACCUCUCCCUCUCCGCAGCCCGGUCCCCUCUUCCGCAGCCGGCGCGCUUCCCCUCAGCCCGCCCCCUCCCCCCCAGCCCAGCCCCCUCCUCGCAGCCGCGCCCGGGGUCUUUGCGCCCUCGGGGACCGCCACCCGGUUGCCGCAGGCGGCGGAGGACCCUUUCUGCCGCCGGAGAUGGCCACGCUGGGUCACAGAGGCCGCGACCAAGUCGUGCCCUUGGGUGAAGACGGGCUGGGGAGUCACGAGCACCAGGUUGUGGUGCAGAGCCACUGGACGAUUGCAGGCCCUUCGCGAGACUGUGGCGCGGGAGACACUGACCCCCACUUGCCGCAGUGUGUCACCAUGAGCAAGUCCCACUGCGUCCGGGCUCCGAGCUCACGGAAGGUGAAGAAGAUGAGGCACAGGGAAUGAAGUAACAAACCAAUGAAGAACCUAACAAACUUCAGCUUUGUGGGCACUUUCCCGGCUGUCAGUCAACUGGAGAACUCUGAGCCCUAGAGCAUUUACUGAGUUGAACAGAGAAAUAAACUUUUGCCAU
Manis pentadactyla (Chinese pangolin) is the source of this 1408-nucleotide messenger RNA. RefSeq lists its product as uncharacterized. Lineage: Eukaryota; Metazoa; Chordata; Mammalia; Pholidota; Manidae. The record is from RefSeq and is a predicted model, not a curated record. The transcript has 6 exons. Bases 1 to 1281 code for a protein of 426 amino acids.